This is a messenger RNA of Polyodon spathula (Mississippi paddlefish), 522 nucleotides long. The record is from the annotation of a RefSeq genome assembly. Lineage: Eukaryota; Metazoa; Chordata; Actinopteri; Acipenseriformes; Polyodontidae.
AUGUUUUAUUUUACUUUUUUAGUUUUAGUUGGGUUAGUUUUGGGUUUGGUAGGGGUGGCUUCAAAUCCUGCCCCUUAUUUUGCGGCUUUGGGGUUGGUUGUGGCUGCUGCGGUUGGGUGUGGUAUCUUGGUUGGACAUGGGGGGUCUUUUCUUUCAUUAAUUUUGUUUUUAAUUUACCUGGGUGGGAUGUUGGUGGUGUUUGCUUAUUCUGCGGCGUUAGCUGCGGAGCCUUAUCCUGAGACAUGGGGAGAUUGAUCGGUGUUGUUUUAUGUUGUGGUUUAUGUUGUGGGUGUUUUGAUUGUGGGCACUUUGGUGAGUAAUGAUUGGUAUUCGUGUUCUUGGGUGGUUGUUGAUGAGUUUAAGGAUUUGUCGUUGCUUCGUGGGGAUUUUAGUGGGGUGGCGUUUAUGUACUCUUUAGGGGGGUUUAUGUUGAUAGUGUCGGGGUGGGUUUUGUUGUUAACGUUGUUUGUGGUGUUGGAGCUUACUCGUGGGCUCAGUCGGGGGGCUCUUCGGGCUGUCUAA